Cokeromyces recurvatus is the source of this 495-nucleotide messenger RNA. RefSeq lists its product as uncharacterized. The transcript is spliced from 8 exons. Lineage: Eukaryota; Fungi; Mucoromycota; Mucoromycetes; Mucorales; Mucoraceae. The record is from RefSeq and is a predicted model, not a curated record. The coding region runs from base 1 to 495 and encodes 164 amino acids.
AUGAGUAAGAAGUUGCGUGCAAGAAACUUGGUUGAUAAUAUUAUAGAACAAGUUUUUGGUACAAAUAUUAUGAUGUACAUGAACUAUAUGUAUUGUAACCGUUUUUAUGAGACUAAAUGGAUAAGUCUACUACAAAUUACAAAUAACAAUACACUUACACAAAUGGUAAAUACGCUGCAUACUAUCCAAUCAACCGCAGCCGUGGAGCCCGCCUUGUUCACCACGUUAAAUACUCGAACGCGGAGGCAAUAUGGGGAACCUGUUUUAAGCCGGACAGUGAUGCAUGAAUCGCCCCGUCUGUACUGUGCCCCCAGUGGAGGAACUCUGUGCUACUUUUCAUCAGCACAGAAUCAUAGAAUAAUUUCUUUAUCUUUUAUUCUGAAGAUACCAAGGAACCUUGAAGAAAAAGCUAUCAUAUUAAGCGAUUUAGUCCAAACAGAUCACGAAGAAAUUUUUGAAUAUUAUGACUUUAUUUGUCCCAUAAAAAGUGAUUAA